GAUAUCGAUUUUGAUUCAUAUUGGGAUGAAGAGGCCCGUAAUCCAAAUCGUAAUCGUAUUCGUAUUGGUCGCCAAUAUCAAGCACAAUGUCCAUUGCUUUUAAAAUCAGGUGAAAAUGAUGGUCGUAAACUUGAAGAAUUGGAAACAUUAACAUGGAAUCCACAUAAUCAAUUGGAUCAAAAUCAAUUAAAUCAAUAUUUUGCUGUUGCAAAAUCAAUUGGUUUAUUUAUACAGGCAAUCGAUACCUGUCAAUCGGGUAUCGAUGAUAAUGAAUGUUUAUCAGAGGAAAAAUGUUUAUUAAGUCCAUUCGAAAUAUUGGAUAAUGGAACUAAAUGUGUUCUGGAACCGAAUAAACAACCGGAACGUAAUAUUCAACAUCCAAAUCCAAAUCCAAUGAUAAAUAAUGUGAUAGCAACAAGUCCAGAAUCUAAACAAAGUGUUACAACAAGACAAAGAUUACACAAAGAAGUUCAACAAUUGCAACAACAAUUAACAAAUGAAUCUGAUUCGACGACAGCAACAACAACGGAUACGACUAUAUCAACAACAACAACAUUACCAUCAUCAUCAUCAUCAUCAUCAUCUAGUUUACAAUCAUCAUCAGUGAAUACGAGGAUACAAAAUAUUGCCAAGGGUUUGCCUGCAUUCAUUUUAUCACAUCAUCAAAAUGGAGUGACUAGUCAGUGUAAAUUGGCAUCCACAUUGAAUAAAUUAAAUUCGAAUGGUAGCGAUUCUUCGGCUACAGCUUUGGAACAACCAACAACAGCCAUUAAUUUAGGUUCGACUGAACGUUAUUCAACAAAAACAUUGGCCAAAUUAUUAUUAGGACGUUGGAAUGAUCUUGAAGCAAAAGUUUUUAAUCAAGCUAUUAAAGAAUGUGGUAAAAAUUUUAGUGCAAUCAAAAAAGAUUAUCUACCAUGGAAAUCUGUACGAUCAAUAAUUGAAUUUUAUUAUCUAUCAUUGGAUAAACAACGACAACAACAAAAACAUAAUAAUAAUAAUCGUCAACAUAGUCAUCAUAAUCAUAAUAAAAUGAAUCGUGAUCAUCGAUCUGAUAAUAAUGGUGAUGGUAAAGAUGGUGAUGAUCAAAAUAAUAACAGUAACAGUAAUAACAACAACAAUAAUAAUAAUGGCAAUAAUACGACAAGUGGAAAGCAAUCAUCACCGGAAAAGAAAACAACACAACGUCAAAAAUCAGGUCAUCAUCAUCAUAGAAAUAAACAUUCAAAACAAAUGGAUGAUAAUGAUGAAGAAGAUUAUAAUGGUGAUGAUGAUGAUGAAAUAAAUUCAGAAUCGAUUAAUGAAAAGAAUUUUGUUGAUAAUAAUGGCAAUGAUGAUGAUGUUGAUGAUAUUGAAGAACAAACAUUGCGUGAAGAACUUUUAUCAUUAGCCAAAGGUGUAAUGGCAAAAAGUGGUGAAAAUAGUAAUGGUGGUAGCAGUAGUGGUAAUAUUGGUAAUUCUAAUGACAUAACAAUCGAUACUAAUCUAAAUGAUGAUUGUCCAUUUACACCAUCAUCACCAUUAAUUAAUAAUAAAUUGAUUAAUAAUAAUUUAUUGGGUGGAAAUGGUAAUAAUAAUCUAAUGAAUGGUGUUGGUGGUCCACUAUUUUUAUCAUCAUCAUCACCUGACAAUCGUAUUUUACCUGGCCAAGAAAUUCGCCCUAUCAAAGCUAAACCAUUGCAAUCAUUUUUUAAUACAACAACAACAACAAAUGAAUCAUUUAUAUCAAAUGAAAAUGGUUCAUUAGAUAAUAAUAAUAAUAAGGAUAAUAGUAAAACAAAUCUUGGUUCAUUGAAUCUAUAUCUACGUGGUGAAUUAGUUGUACGUUUAAAUGCACAACAACAAGAAUCUGGUCAAAAAUGGGUUGAAUUAAUGGCCGUAUCACCAUCAAGACGAAUAAAACGUUCAUAUCGUGAAGAUCCAUCUGAUGAUCAUUCAUCAAUUGGUGGUGGUGAUAUAACCGGUAGUGAUGAUGAUGCUGAUUCAAUAACAUCGAAUGAAAGUUCUAGUUUAGUUGCAUCAUCACCAUCAUCAUCAUCGACAACAACAUUAGGAGGAUCAUCAUCGAAUCAUUCAACAACAAAUUCAACGAAUAUAACAACAUCGACGAAUAAAAAAGCACGUGUAAAACCAUUGGAUAAUAAUAAUGCAACAACUCGCUCGAUCUCAUCACCAAAUUCAUCAUCAUCCACCUCAUCAUCAUCGAAUAAUGGACGUAAUAGAAAUAAUGAUCAUCAACAGCAGAAUGGUACGAUAACGAAACAAUCAUCAUCAUCAUCAUCAUCAUUAUCAUCGAUUUCGAAUCAACCAAAUAUUGAUUUAAUGAUGUCGGAAUUAGAUAUUAAGAAAAAAUUAUUUGAAUAUUAUCAAUUAACCGGUAUGAAUAAUGAUGAAAUGCAAAUGUUAUUAGCUGCAUCGAUGAUGUUUCAACAACAACAACAACAACAACAGCAGCAGCAACAACAAAUUGAACCACCAAAAGCACAUUCAAAUUCCAACAAUAACAACAAUAAUUCUUCAUCAACAACCACACCGACGCCAAUACCAGCAGCAAAAACAACAGCAGCAGCCAAUACGAAUUUUGAUGAAUAUUCUUCACCAAUCAAAAGUAAAUCUACAAAAAUAAAUGGUAGUAAUACGAUGAUGAAUGGAUCAUUACAGAAUAAUUGUCCAGUUGAUUUAACACGUAAACCAUCACCAUCGAUUUCGAAUAAAUAUCAUUCGAAUCAGGAAAAUAAUCGUAAUAAUCAUCAUCGAUCACAAUCGCCUAAAAUUAAACAAAAAUCGAUAAAUUCUUCUAGUAGUAGUCAUAGGAAUCAUGGAUCAUCACCACGUAAUCAUCAUCAUCAGCAACAACAACAACGAUCAUCAGUUUCUCCAUCAUCUACAUCCUCAUCAUCAGCUGUAUCAUUAGCAAUGGCAUUAGCUGCUGCUGCAGCUGCUGCUUCGAAUAAUAAUAAUGGAAAUAAUCCAUUUUCAUUACCAGCACCACCACCAAUUUCUCCAUCACCACGACAACAACAAUCAUCGCCAUCAUCAAAAUCAUCAUCAUCAAUGAAUCGAACGAAAAUUCGUAAUGCUGCCACCAUCAACAACAACAAUACCACCGCUUCAAUCGAUUCAAAUCAGAUGGCCAAAUAAUUUCCAGGAAAAAAAAUUUGGCGAUAAUUAUAAUUAUUAUCAUUUGGCAUCGAUAUUUGGUU
Molecule: messenger RNA, 3203 nt
Organism: Dermatophagoides pteronyssinus (European house dust mite)
Lineage: Eukaryota; Metazoa; Arthropoda; Arachnida; Sarcoptiformes; Pyroglyphidae
Biological process (GO): negative regulation of transcription by RNA polymerase II
Cellular component (GO): NuRD complex; nucleoplasm
Molecular function (GO): transcription coactivator activity; histone deacetylase binding; transcription corepressor activity
Source: RefSeq, a predicted model, not a curated record